UGAGGGAUGGCUGCGUGCUCUGGGGAGCCAGAGUCAUCGUACCAAACAAAGGCAGGGAAAAGAUAUUGAAAGUACUGCACCAAACACAUUCCGGCAUGUCAAAGAUGAAAGGUCUGGCUAGAUCUUAUGUAUGGUGGCCGGGGAUGGACCAGGAUGUAGAAAAGGAAGUGCAGUCUUGUGAGGAGUGCCAAAAGCACCACAAGUCACCACCAUCAGCACCAUUGCAUCCCUGGGAGUGGCCGGAGUCUCCCUGGACGAGAAUUCAUGUGGACUAUGCAGGCCCUUUCCUGGGAGAGAUGUUUCUACUGAUAGUGGAUGCUCACUCAAAAUGGAUGGAUAUUUAUCCAGUGAAGUCAGCUACAUCACAGGUGACCAUUGAAAAGCUGCGUCAGAGUUUCAGUGUUUUUGGACUGCCAAAAAUGUUGGUGUCAGACAACGGAACCUGUUUUACAAGUGCUGAAUUUGAGACUUUCAUGAAACAAAAUGGCAUCCGCCAUGUGAGGUCAGCACCGUUUCACCCGUCUUCUAAUGGGCUGGCAGAGAGGGCGGUCCAGACCUUCAAAGGGGGGAUGAAAAAGAUGAAAGGUGAAACAUUGCAAACUAGACUGUCAAGGUUUCUGUUCAGUUACCGCAUCACACCUCACGCGACCACAGGCCUGUCGCCUGCAGAGUUGAUGAUGUCAAGGAGACUCAGAUCUGCAUUAGACCUGCUCCUGCCAGAUGUGAAAACAAGAGUGCAGCAAAAACAACUAAAACAGAAACAGUCCCAUGACACAAACAGGAAACUGAGAAGUUUCUCACCUGGGGAUAAAGUGUUCAUCAGAAACUACUCUUAUGGACCUAAAUGGAUCGCUGCGGUCAUCGAGAGCUCAUCAGGUCCAGUGUCAUAUACAGUGAUCAUUGGAAGUGGUCAAGUCGUGAAGCGGCAUGUGGAUCAAGUAAGAGCCAGAUUAACAGACACCGUGCCCUUAGAGCCGGUGCUGGACUCCAACAGAGACACUGUGGUUCCAGUGACAAUCGAGCAAGAAGGACCUCCUGCAAGUGAGCCAGUGGUUCUGUGUACUCCGGGCCCGCCGGACUUGCCUGCUACACCCGUGGUGAGACGAUCAGAGCGCGAGAGACAGCCACCUGUAUACCUGAAAGACUUUGUUAAAUAGAUCAAGAGAUGUUCCAUUAAUAGAGCAGCAUAGUUCUCUGAUCUCACUUUAAGGAAAGGUUUAGAAUGUUAAUCUUUGAAAGUGAAAUGGUUCAUGCCAGUACCUCGAAAUGUUGUGUAACGGGAGUAUGUUAUACUCCCACCUUCGGGAAGUAUUGUUAGCUUAAAGGGGGGGAAAUGUGGUAUCUUACCUUGUGUUAUUAUUACAUGUUAUUGUG
This is a messenger RNA of Trematomus bernacchii (emerald rockcod), 1374 nucleotides long. RefSeq lists its product as uncharacterized. The transcript has a single exon. NCBI's taxonomy places the organism in Eukaryota, Metazoa, Chordata, Actinopteri, Perciformes, Nototheniidae. The coding region runs from base 96 to 1157 and encodes 353 amino acids. Gene Ontology annotation, molecular function: nucleic acid binding. Gene Ontology annotation, biological process: DNA integration. The record is from RefSeq and is a predicted model, not a curated record.